AUGGCUUUUUCAUCUUUAGCGGACGAGUUAGAAGAGGAUCUCGAAGAUGAUCAUCUGCAUUCUGAUUUUGGUCCUGGCAUUGGUAUUGGACAAUCCCUGGCAGCUGAAUUCGGACUAGAGUAUACCCUCAAUGAGGGAGAAGAAGGGGUUGAUCAUGUACAAGGAAGUCUUGACCCUGAAUCACAACAUCAAACAACACCUCCAAACCAGUUUCAGAACUUGCCUUUGCCGUCGCUACAUACGCCCACUCAUCAAAACAGUAAAAAGAGAAAUGGAAAAUCAUCAAAUUCUUAUUCACCUACCAUAUCAGAUGAUAUCUCGCCUGACAGAGGAAUAGAUUCGGACUUAGAAUUGGAGAGUGAAUUGAAUGACAGACAUUCUUUCUCGCCUCCCGAUCAUCGUGAUCACCAUCGAGAUCAUAACUUAGACGAAGUGGACGGGAACAAUCCAUGGGAGGGAUACACCAUAAAUCCCGUACGGAAUGAGAAUACCCACAAUCAGUCAUCGUCAAUCUCACUUGGUCAAAUCAGAAAAGACCAACUACAAGAACUGAAUCCAUUGAUUGUCCUUUCUGAGACCUUAGCUCUCAAUUCGAGGUUCUUAAGCUCACUCAAACAGCUUGAUCAUUCGUCAGGUGAUAGUAUGAAUUAUCAUCAUGGAUAUGGAUCGAUUGAAGACAGAUUGCAUAAGCACCUUGAUAGGAUGUUGGACAUUGAGAGACGUCGAGACGAAUCGAUGAGGGAAUUAGGGGUGAUGAAUAGGGAAGCUGGUGGUAGUGGAAUAGGAAUCGGGAAGACUACUGGGGGUUUUGACCACAAUGUGAUUCUUGAAGAAGACGACGAUGACGAAGACGAAGACGAAGAAGACGAAAUAUCGAAAAUUGGAUGGACAGGUGAAUUAGAUAUGAUAGCAACAAACGAAUUCAAUUAUCCGUCCAAUGGUUCUAUCAAUAUCGAUAAAGAUAAAUACGACAGGGUAGAAACCGCCUAUUUCGAUUCAUGGGAUGGCUCAUUUACUCAUCAACACUGUGUAUUACCUUCUUAUCCUUCCAACAACUCGACGUCGUUAGCGACUUUAACACCUUCUACUUCUACGACUUCAGCAACGCCUACAGGGAUACCGUUAUUACCGCGAUUGAUACAUCUUGUUCAAUCAGAUACAACAUCGCUCUUGAUCAGCUUACAACACCUGUCAGAUAGUCUACACACUUCUUCUUCAUUGAAUACAUCUCUUACAAGACAGAUAAGAGGGAUUCGAUCUUCGGUGGAGUCAUGGAGAGAAAGGGAAACGAUAGAAGAUGAAGCGAGGAAGAAAAUUGAAGAAUGGGAGGAAAGUAGAGUAAGGGAUGGAUUAAAAGGUCAGAACAUGAAAGACAAGUUGCAUAUAGAAUGUUUCGAAUUCGAAAAGAAUCUGGAAGCUUGGUAUAAACGAUUAGAAGCAUGUAAGAGAUCAUUGAGUACGGAGAUUAGAUAA
Messenger RNA from Kwoniella shivajii, 1473 nucleotides. RefSeq lists its product as uncharacterized. The transcript is spliced from 2 exons. The record is from RefSeq and is a predicted model, not a curated record. Lineage: Eukaryota; Fungi; Basidiomycota; Tremellomycetes; Tremellales; Cryptococcaceae. Bases 1 to 1473 code for a protein of 490 amino acids.